AUGGCCACAGUAAUUGAAAAGACUCGCAAUUCUGAUGAAAAAAUACCACGUUCAUCAAGUGUUGAUUCAGCUAUAGAUGAUGGAGAAGAUUCACCAGAUGAAAUAUUUGAAUGUGAUGAAGAAAGUUUAGAUGAACUUCAUGAGGAUAAUCAAACAAGUGGAUCAUGUAAAGCACUUAUUCCACGUUUAAUUCGUUAUGGAUCAAAACGUAUACCAAUUAUUCAAUUUUCCCCCAAAGUUGUGUAUGGUCGAUGUCCAGAAGCACGAAAAAUUGGAGAAAAACAUGCAUUAACAUUUAAAUUUCUUAAAAAUGAUACAAAAUUAAUUCGAAAUAUUCUUGAAGGACAUGGAUUUCUUCCAUUAGCAUUUCCUGGUCGACCUGGACGUGCAACAACUGCGAAUCGUCCAAGUCGAUCAGGAAAUGCUAAUGGAACUGAAAAUGUUCGAAAUGAAUAUUUUGGUUUAUCUCAAGAAGAAAUUCGAAUUUUACGAACAGUAAAAGAAGAAUCUCGUCAACGUGGUGUUUUUUUUGAACAACGAACAACAUCAUUUAAUCAAAUGAUUCAUCAACGUCUUUAUCCAUCACGAUGGUCAUCAAUCGCAUUGAAUUCUCAGUCAAAUAAUGGAUCAAUUCGUCGUACAACAGCUCCACGUUGUAAACUUCUCUCAUCAGCAUUCAAUUAUGGACAUUCAUCAGAAAAAGAUUUAACACCGAAAACAUCUGGUUGUGAUCUUGAUGAAGCUUUAGAAAGAUAUCGAAUCUAUGAAAGAAGAUUAAUUGAUAUAGCUCCUCCAUCAUAUCCUCAUUCAUCAGCAUCAACAAUCACAACAACGAAUGUUUCGGAGACAAGUAAAACAAAUGAUAAUCUAUCAAAAUCUCAAACUCUGCCUGAUAAUUUUGAUCAAAAUCCAUCUCGAUUAACAAAUCUUCAUCGAACCACAUCUGUUCCUCCUUCACUUCCUAAAUCCAAUCAAAAAACUGAUUCUUCACCAAAACGUUUAACAACAGUUGGACAAUUGGUUAAAUCGACAACAACUUCUGCUCCAGGUGAAAGUCGUCAUUCAAUUUAUGCGAAAAACGAUAUUCUUCAAAUGCUCAAUCAAGGUUUAACACUCAGUCCCCUUCAAGCUCGUACAGCAUUUGGAACAUAUCUCCAACGAAUACAAUUUCGUUUAAUGCUUGAUUCAGAAUUUAAAGAAGAAGUAACUUCAAGUCAACAUAUGGAUUUAGUUAUUCGAUUUUUAAGACGUGCUGGACAAAAUUUAACACCACCAUUUCGUGUAGAAAUUCCUUCACGUCGUUUAUCACAAUCUGAUCAAAAACGAAUUUUAGCCAAAGAAUUAUGUGAUUUUCUUCAUUUAUAUAACAAAGAAACAGUUUCAUUAAAUCCAACUUCACUUUGUUCAACAGUACAAAUUGAUCAUCAUCUUUUUGAAAAUUUUCUUCGUUCAGCAUCUGAAGCUGAUUUAGAACAAAUGAUGACUGCAUAUAUGAAAACAAAUAAAGAAUCGGCUAUUCAUUUAGGUGUAAAUCCUAAAGUGACAAAAUCAAAUUCUGAUAUUGUCGGAGCUGAUCAACAAGCACAAACAAUUUCAACAAAACCGACUUCUUACGAAGAGAAAACAAUAACAAUUAUUCAAACAAUGUCACCGAAUGAACAACAAACAUGGGCGACAACAACACAAAAUCAAUUAAAUAAACGUUUAUUAAGAGCAUCAAGUGCGUCGAAACCAAAAACAAAUCAGAAAAAAGAAGAACAGAUUUAUAAACUGUACGGUGUGACACGACCUGUUUCAGCACUCAUUUCUCAAAAGAGACGAUCAGCAUGUUCGAGAAAUAAAGCAUUUUAUUAUUAUUAUGGAGAUCUCGCUGCACGUCUUCAAUUAGCUGUCAAUGUUUGCGAACAAGAAUCAGCUUUAUCAUUGAAAAAAUAA
Adineta ricciae is the source of this 1935-nucleotide messenger RNA. NCBI's taxonomy places the organism in Eukaryota, Metazoa, Rotifera, Eurotatoria, Adinetida, Adinetidae. The record is from the annotation of a GenBank genome assembly.